AUGGUCAAAACCAGCGUUUCCUGAUUUCAGCAAGUGCGCGUCCGCGGCGAGCGGAGGUCCACAGGAAACACCACACGUACAGCAGACAAAACGCAGGCUUCAUGGCGGCUUCGAGCGGUAAUAAACCGGCUGUUCCUCCCUGCCAGGUGUGGACCUAAUUCUAAACCUAGAAUGAGCACUAUACAAUAGCUUGCUUUUAAACAUUUGUGGACAGAGGACAGCGGUGAGAGAGAGAGAGAGAGAGAGAGAAAGAGAGAAAGAGGACACCAUGGCUGUCUUCAAGCUGGAAAAUGUUGAAGACCUUUAUGAGAUUGGAGAUGUUUUGGGAAGUGGUCACUUUGGGCAGGUGCGUGAGGUGCGGGAGCGAGCCACUGGUGUUCUCUGGGCGGGGAAGUUCCUGAAACUGAAGCGCGGUGCAGGAAGCAGGCUGGGCCUGGAGAGGAAGAGUGUGGAGAAGGAAGUGGAGAUCCUCCAGGGCCUCCAACAUCAGAGCAUCAUGGCCCUCAAAGAUGUUUUCGAGAGCAGGGCGGAGGUGGUCCUCAUUGUUGAGCUCAUAAAGGGUGGCGAACUCUUUGAUUUCAUCGCUGAGAAGGAAAACCUCACUGAGACAGAUGCCAUUGAGUUCUUAAAACAGAUUCUAGAAGGCGUGAGCUACAUGCACAAAAAAAACAUUGGUCACUUUGACCUGAAGCCGGAAAACAUCAUGUUGUCGGACAAGCACGCUCCCAAUCCAGACAUCAAAAUCAUUGAUUUCGGCAUGGCCCAUCGCUUCAUUCAAGGGGAAGAGUACAAGAGCUUGGGAGGAACCCCCCAGUACAUUGCCCCUGAGAUCAUCAACUACGAGCCCCUUGGUACAGCUGCAGAUAUGUGGAGCAUUGGUGUCAUAACUUACAUCCUUUUGAGCGGCCUAUCCCCGUUCCAAGGGGAGACCGAUGAAGAGACUCUGAGGAACAUUGUGGCAAUGAACUACGAGUUUGAGCCUCACUACUUCAGCCAAACCAGCAACAUGGCCAAAGACUUCAUCCAGAAACUACUAGUUAAAGAUCAAAGUGAAAGGAUGACAGCAGAUGAAUGCCUCAUUCACCCCUGGAUUAAGCCUCUCAAUAGAACUCAAAUGGCCAAGAGGAACCGCUCCUCCAUCAACAUGAAGAACUUUAAGCAGUUCAAUGCGAGGAGGAAAUGGAAGAUGUCCUUUAACAUGGUUUCGGCAUGUAAUCGAUUUUGUCGACUGCAGUUAUUGUGUAAGGCCCGUGGUACCGAACAACAAGAACUGAGGGACUGUGAGAGCGAUCAAGAGGACACAGGGACAAAACCUGCCUCCCUGUUACGCCGGCGUCUUAGUAGCAACUCAUAAACAUCGCCGGUAGAGUGAGACAAAAGCUACAAGCAUCUCCCUUUUAAAAGGAUGCAGUGCUUUGUGCCGCCUGUAGGGGGAGACAGGGCGCACUCCAUCCGCAAUUCAAGGGAAUACUUCCCCUCAAGGCCUUGAACCUGCGAUUGCCCAACCACCAGCUACAUAUUUAGUCACAGUGGAUGACGUCAUUUUAAAGAAGGACGGGGCCCUGAUAUCACCGUGGUAUUCUCCAAACUGAUAUGCAAGCAUGUUCAUAGAGUUCUACCUCUGACAGACUUUUUGAUGCUUCUACCUGAAAUGCUCUUGGUAGGAGGGUCAGGUCUCUUGAAGGAUGUACCUAUAACCAGGGCCAUAACCACCACAGACAACCCCCCCCCCCCCAUAUUCAUAAUAGUGGUCCACUUAAAUGGGUUUUUCCAUGGUUGAUUAUUAAAUUAUUACAUUUUGUACCCCCAAUCCUGAAAAUGUGGUUACAUCAUUGCCUAUAACAUUUACAAUUCUCCUCAAACUAUUCUUUAAAAACUGUAUAUAUAUAUAGUUACCUCAGAGCCAAUUUGGUGUUUUAUUGUUUGUUUGCUACUUUAAUGUGUAACACAGUCAAUAUGUCACAUGGUGUCAUUUUAUUACUGCUUUUAUGUUUACGUCAAAACCCAAAGCAUACCAAAAUGUUGAAAGACGACUUAAAUAGUCUGGACUUUUUUAGUCAGGCUUCUGGGCUGAGUGCCUUAACCCUCAUAUCUUCUCAAAUACAAUAUGUAAACCAGUGCAUUUUAUCCAUCCUGGAUCAGGCUACCAGAGACCUUACCCACUAAUAUUGUUACAAUACUCUGUAAUACUGCCUCAUAUACGGCUACAAAAUGUAUUUUGUUUUAGAGACUUAGAUUUUGUGAGAACGAGUUGCCUUUUUAUCUGUUUGGCUGAAUUGUUGUUGAAAUAUUGUGAAAGUGAAUAUUCUGUACCCAUGUAUUCUUUAGUAUGGAGCCCCUGAGAGGACAGGUUGGGAUUUUUUUUUUUUUCUGAAAUAGUUUUGCUUUUAAUUCGGAAACACGGUUUUACUGUAGUAAUAUUGCAGACUGCAGUAACCAUAGUUUUUGGCAGAAAUCAUAGUUUAACAAUAGUAAUGUUGUAGUAAUCAUGACUUUUGUUUUUUUUUUUUUUUUUUUUUUUUGUGGCUGAAACCAUGGUUUUAAUACAGUAUACAUUCAAAUAGUAACCAUGGUUUUACUUCAGUUACCACAGUUAAACUAUGGUAUAUGUAGUAAAUACCAUAGUAAGCACAAAAUUAUCAUUUUUGUUACCAUAAUUUUGGUUUUCCUGUAUUAUUAUUAUGGUUUCUCCAUGAACAUCAUGGUUAAAAUAUGGUUACUGUCGUAAAACAUGGUAAAUUUAUUGCGAGGACAUGCAAAAAUGUUGCGAGGGAAUACAUACAUUGCGAGGGCACACAGAACUUAUUGCGAGGGAAUGCUAAAUAUUGCGAGGCUAAUCAGUCUUAUUGCGAGGGAAUGCAAGAGUUAUUGCGAGUGCCUGACAAGUUUACUAUUUAGUGGCCUACUUCAGUGAGGUCAACGCUGAGGAUUGAUGCUAUCAAUUUAUGACACCUACAAACAGCUGUUGUAAAUUGUUAUGACACCUGUUUUGACAAUGUAUUGACACAUACUGUUUAUAUAUAUAUAUUAUAUUAUAUAUAUACACUACCGGUCAAAAGUUUUGAAACACUUACUCAUUCUUUAUUAUAAUAUUUUUUUUUUUUUUUUUUUUUUCACAUUUUAGAAUAAUAGUAAAGUCAUCAAAACUAUGGAAUAACAUAAAUGGAACUAUGAGAAUUAUGUUGUGACUAAACAAAAUCCAAAAUAAAUCAAAACUGUGUUAUAUUUUAGCAUCUUCAAAGUAGUCACCCUUUGCCUAGAAUCUGAAGACAUGUACUCUUGACAUUUUCUCAACCAACUUCUUGAGGUAUCACCCUGGGAUGCUUUUUAAACAGUAUUGAAGGAGUUCCCAUCUAUGUUGGGCACUUAUUGGCUGCUUUUCUUUAUUAUUUGGUCCAAGUCAUCCAUUUCAAAAACUUUUUUGUUUUUUUAUUAAAUUUUAGUUUUAUAAUGAAAUAAAUUAAUAUGGUGGCACAAUUA
Molecule: messenger RNA, 3480 nt
Organism: Myxocyprinus asiaticus (Chinese sucker)
Lineage: Eukaryota; Metazoa; Chordata; Actinopteri; Cypriniformes; Catostomidae
Product: death-associated protein kinase 2-like
Exons: 12
Coding region: 269-1354 (361 amino acids)
Biological process (GO): protein phosphorylation; intracellular signal transduction; positive regulation of apoptotic process
Cellular component (GO): cytoplasm; nucleus
Molecular function (GO): protein serine/threonine kinase activity; ATP binding
Source: RefSeq, a predicted model, not a curated record